Trichomonas vaginalis G3 is the source of this 876-nucleotide messenger RNA. RefSeq names its product retrograde transport, endosome to Golgi. NCBI's taxonomy places the organism in Eukaryota, Parabasalia, Trichomonadida, Trichomonadidae. Gene Ontology annotation, biological process: retrograde transport, endosome to Golgi; intracellular protein transport. The record is from RefSeq and is a predicted model, not a curated record. The coding region runs from base 1 to 876 and encodes 291 amino acids. The transcript has a single exon. Gene Ontology annotation, cellular component: endosome; retromer complex.
AUGUUUGGUUUAUUUACCCCAGACCCAGUAAUCACUAUUAAAAUUGAUGAGAAUCCCAAGCUCAAAGAUUACGCAACCAAUAUUCUUAAAACAUCAAAUCCAGUUUAUACUGCAAAAGAUAAAGUUACUGGCAAACUUGAAAUUUUACCUCCCCCAGGCAAAUUUGUUUCACAUAAGGGUAUAAUUCUUCUUCUUGUUGGUGAGUACAGGCGUCCCGAUGGCGAAACACUUAGCCGUUUCUUUGUCAAGCGUCAAGAACUCGUCCCUCCUGGUGAUCUUAAGACUCCAAUCAAAAACGACUUCGUUUUUGAUGCUGUAGAUUUCCCAUGCUCAACUUACAAAGGCACUGCUGUUAAUGCUCUUUAUUAUAUUCAAGUCUUAGUUACUCACAGAAUGAUUGAUCAGAAGGUUGAACAGCCAUUCGAUGUCGUCAAGUUUGACGAUAGAGUUAAAGAGAAGUCAAUUCACAAUGAAGUUGGUAUCAGAAACAUUCUCCAUAUCGAAUUCGUCUUUCCAAAGUCCCAAUACGAUAUCAAAGAGGCAGUUGUCGGAGCAGUUUAUUUCAUUCUCAUUAAACUGCGUAUCGUUCAUAUGUCUCUUACUUUCUACAGAGUUGAAAAUUAUUCAAGUGACGAGGCUUACAUCAAGAAGAAGACCGAAUUAAAGACAAUCGAGAUCAUGGAUGGCGCCCCAUGCCGUGGCGAUCACAUUCCAAUCCGCUUCUUCCUUGGCGAUCUUGAUCUUUAUCCUUACGAAUCAUUCAAAGCCUCAAAGUUGGUCGUCGAGCAUUACCUCAGAGCUAUUCUUAUUGAUGAGAAUGGAAAGAAAUACUACAAGCGCCUGAAAGUUACUUUCGAUCGCCUUCGUCCAGAAUGA